AUGAUUGAAAGAAUGAAGCAGCUCCACAGCAUCAGUGGCAAGAGGAAGAGGCAGGAACCCAGGACCACGUGUGUGAAGCACAAGCGGGACCUGAUCCUCUUCUGUAAGGAGAACCUAGAGCUUCUGUGUGAACUCUGCACUGGGCCCGAUGGGCACUGUGACAACCAUCCAGAGGCUGUCACUCACCACAGGGAGAAGACCCAAGGCUUCAUCAAGCCCUUGAAGAGAAAAGUCAAAGAGGCUCAAAAGUUAGUAAGCAUUCAGAGCAGAAGACCCCUGGCCCUGAGAGAGGAGGUGGAAGCACGGAGACAGGAACUGGCUGCUGAAUUUGAGCGACUCGAUUGGUUUUUAGACAAGGAACAGCAGACAGCUCUCUCCAGGUUAGCCCAGGAGGAGAAGGAGGGUGAGAAGAAACUCAGAGAAAACACGAGAGCUUUUGCAAACUACGGAUCCACGCUCAAAGGUCUGCUGAGCCAGGUGGUGAGGCACAGGGCGCUGUCUGAAGGAGAACUGCUGUCAGAAGUCAAAAAUUUCUACAAGAAUUCUGACAGUCUGAUCAGCCCACACAUCUUUUCAGUGUAUUUACAACAAGAGGCAUACUAUCUUCCUCCCCAGUACUCUGCCCUACAAAAACUUACGGACAAAUUCUCAGAGGAUAUAAUUCUAGACUCGGAAACAGCCCAUCUGAACCUAGUCAUCUCUGAGGAUAAAACACAUGUUGACCCAGAUGCUAUGCUGCAGGCUGUUAGAGCCUGGUUCAUCGGCAUUUUCCUGGAGUAUGAGUUGUUCAUCUCCUUCUACAGUAUGCUUGAGAAGUCUCACGUCUGUACCCACAGGGACCUCUUCUUUGGGUUUCUUUGUCCUUAUUUCUAUGUAGGACCCAAUUCAGGACCUCUUAGGAUCUGUCCUGAUAUAGAUUCUGAGUAA
This is a messenger RNA of Nannospalax galili (Upper Galilee mountains blind mole rat), 927 nucleotides long. RefSeq names its product putative tripartite motif-containing protein 75. Gene Ontology annotation, molecular function: zinc ion binding. The record is from RefSeq and is a predicted model, not a curated record. NCBI's taxonomy places the organism in Eukaryota, Metazoa, Chordata, Mammalia, Rodentia, Spalacidae.